Molecule: messenger RNA, 2092 nt
Organism: Morone saxatilis (striped sea-bass)
Lineage: Eukaryota; Metazoa; Chordata; Actinopteri; Moronidae
Gene: clgn
Product: calmegin
Exons: 14
Coding region: 208-2046 (612 amino acids)
Biological process (GO): protein folding
Cellular component (GO): endoplasmic reticulum; endoplasmic reticulum membrane
Molecular function (GO): calcium ion binding
Source: RefSeq, a predicted model, not a curated record
CACGCUCGCUCUCACCAACGGUGCACCGUUAUCGGGCCGAGCUGUCGUCCCGUCCUCUUCUCUUCUCUCUUCUUCUCUUCUCCAGCCGUACACGGCGGGCCUCGGUGAAUCUCUCAGAGGGCCGUACGCUCAACAUACUCCCUCUGAUUUUCGAAGCGGAGAAGCAGCUGUUGUCGAGGGGUUUUCUCUGCAGUUAGAGGGCGAAAGAUGAAGUUGGACAGAGGUUGGAUGUGGCGCGUGCUGCUCCUGACCUCCCUGGCUGUGGCGGCUGUGGCGGCCCAGGACCAGCAGGUGGAGGCUGACGUUUCGGACAUCGAUGAAGAUAUGGGCCUGGAUGACGAGGAAUUAAAUGUUCUGAUGGCAGAAGAGGAGGAGGAAGAGGAGGAGGAGGCGACGGUGAUGGAUGAAGACCACUCUGAUGAGACCGAGACAGAGACAGCGAGUGAGAAGGCUGGCGAGGCUGGAACGGAUGCAAAUGUCUCCUUCCAGGUAACGUACAAGACUCCUGUCCCCACUGGAGAUGUCUACUUUGCAGAGACGUUUGACGAUGGAUCAUUGGACAGAUGGCAGCUGUCAAAGACGGUGAAGGGGGACACAGAUGAUGACAUUGCCAAAUAUGACGGGAAGUGGGCUGUGGAGCAGUUGAAGGAGAACAAAGUUCCAGGAGACCUGGGUCUGGUGCUCAAGUCCCGGGCCAAACACCACGCAGUCUCUGCAAUGCUGGACAAACCCUUUGUCUUCCAGGAUGAACCUCUGGUCUUACAGUAUGAGGUGAAUUUCCAGGACGGUAUUGACUGUGGUGGAGCGUACAUCAAACUGCUUUCAGACACUGGCAAUCUCAAUCUGGAGCAAUUCCAAGACCGUACACCCUACACCAUCAUGUUUGGACCAGACAAGUGUGGCGAGGACUACAAGCUGCACUUCAUCUUCCGCCACCAGAAUCCUCUGAACAAAGACUUCGAGGAGAAGCAUGCCAAGAGGGCCGAUGUCGACCUCAAGAAGUUCUACACUGACAAGAAGACUCACCUCUACACUUUGGUGCUGAACCCAGACAACAGCUACGAGAUGUUAAUCGACCAGUCUAGCGUGAGCCGCGGCAGCCUGCUGCAUGACGUUGUGCCUCCAAUCAACCCCCCCAAAGAGAUCGAUGACCCAAAUGACUCCAAGCCUGACGACUGGGACGAGAGGGCCAAGAUUCCUGACCCUGAGGCUGUCAAGCCCGAUGACUGGGAUGAAGAUGCCCCAGCAAAAAUCGAUGACCCUGACGCUUUGAAGCCAGAGGGCUGGCUGGAUGAUGAACCAGAGUUUGUCCCCGACCCUAAUGCUGAGAAACCAGAAGACUGGGACGAGGAGAUGGAUGGUGAGUGGGAAGCCCCGCAGAUUCCUAACCCAGCCUGUGAGACCGCUCCUGGCUGUGGGGAGUGGAAGCGUCCCAAGAUCAACAACCCUCAGUACAAGGGCAAGUGGAAAGCCCCUCUGGUGGACAAUCCCAACUAUCAGGGAGUCUGGAAGCCGCGCAAGAUCGAUAACCCAGACUAUUUUGAGGACCUGCAGCCCUUCAGGAUGGCACCUUUCAAGGCUCUGGGCUUGGAGUUGUGGUCCAUGACCUCGGAUAUCUACUUCGACAACUUCAUUAUCACCUCUCACAAAGAGGUGGCCGACCGCUGGGCCUCUGACAGCUGGGGGCUGAAGAAACUGGUGGCCAGCGCUAACGAGCCGGGGAUUUUCGCUCAGCUGAUGUUGGCAGCAGAGGAACGACCGUGGCUCUGGGUGAUCUACAUACUGACAGUUGGCCUGCCUGUAGGACUGGCUGUGCUCUUCUGCUGGCCAAAGAAAUCGGAUGACGACUACGUGUACAAGAAGGUGGACCCUCCCCAGGCUGAUAUAGAGGAAGAGGAGGAGGAAGAAGAGGAGGCAGCAGCAGAUGAGGAAGACAAAGCAGCUGAGGCUACAGAUGGAGCAGCAGCUGCAGCAACACAAGAAGCUGAGGAGGAGGAGGAGGAGGAAGAAGAGGAGGAGGAAGAAGAGGAAGAAGAGGAGGCUUGAGGGAGCCGGAUGCAGGAGGUGACAAUCUAGAGGGGAUGAGGAAGAG